GUGGCGGAGUUGUGUGUAGGUGUGUGUGUGUGUGAAUGUGAGCGUGAGAAUUGUGUUUAGUUUGUUAGUAUUUUGGAGAAAACUCUCACGGCUAUCUGAUACGCGAUACGAGGCGCGACAGAGCAGAUGACUCUAAGGCUAAUGAGAUAAAGACAGUGACACUCAGUUUUUUAGCCUAUGCUGUAAAGUGAUGCCAAUAUUCAAGGGAAUACCGAAUGGCAUUGAAAGAUAAGGUAACCUCGUCUCAGCGUUUGCCUUGCCUUAUAUAAUGACAGCGUUUUGACUCAACUAGACACUGCCGGUUAAUGUAUGUCAGUGGCUCCAUUUGGUUUGUGUCUUGAGAAGAAGAUGCAGGCUGUGAAAGGUAGGAUAUAAAUGUGAAACGUAUUUCUCUUCUGAAAGGAAUUCCUUCUGAUUUUGUUCAGGAUAAAAUGUAUUCGCAUCAAAUCAUGACGAUGAAGCAACAGGUGUGCCCCAAAUAGUUUCAACCUUACAAAACAUCGAAAAUUACAUCAUUGGCAGUUGAAGACGUUUCUUUGAUGCAGAAAUCUCAGUCUAACCAAUAAGAGUCACUGCAUUGUCUACAAGACAAGUACCAACUACUACUUACUUAUCACUGUGAUACUCUAUCUUCUGAGUUCCAAUCUGUGCUGCAGAGUUUAGUCUACCAGUGAUGGACAGUAAUGGACAAAAGGAAAACGUUUUGCACAAUCCCGGAAAAUUAAAGCCGUUUAAGAUCGUACGGUUAGGAAACUGGAGAAGAAAUAGGAACUUCAAGAAGUACCGAAACAAAAGCCAUGGCAAGACCCAAGCGCGCAUACAUGUGGAUGGAGAGAAGACUAAAACCCCGGACACAGACUUCGGCACUUCAACGUCUACUAAUGGAGAGGCAGAAAAGUGUAACCGGGAAACAAAUGUUGACAUGUGGCUAAACUCACGGCCAUCUCUUCUUCCCAUUCAGGAAUCCGUCAACAUUCAUGUCACAAGAUCGAGUUCUACUGUCACUCCAGACACAGAGAAAAACUCUGCCAAAGAGUCUCUGCCACAGUCAGAAGUGAAGAUAAAGUAUAUAUCCCAGUCUGAUCCUACAGUGCAAUCCAUCGUUCAUAUCGAGUCGACAGUGUAUAAGAAGAAAUCAAACGAAGAAAAGAAACAAACUCCUCAGGAGUCCACAAUCAACUCCUACGCAUGUCACCUGUGCAAAUACACGAUAGAGAAACUGUUCAACUUCCAGCUACACCUGGCACAGCACACCGUGGACCCAGAAAGACUUAUUCCCGUCAACGCCAGACAAUGCCAGCUGAAAUGCGGAAUCUGCGGUUACUUCGGCACCAGCAAGGAAGACUUGGCGCUGCAUGUGGAGGAACAUGCCUUCCAGAAGCGAUUCCUCUGCGCCUACUGCAAAAAGGACUUUUCGAAGAGGAGGCAAAUUUUACGACAUGCGGCCAAAAGGCACAAAAGAGAGGAACUGUGCUUCUACGACAGACGAAUAUUAUACCAAAAGUUAAUGAAACUGCCAGAUUGGAUGGUCCGAAUGAAUCCAGAGGUUUUGUUAGACAGUGAGGAAGUCAGCAACUAUUUGGAGCAGCAAAAGCUAGAUUGACCAGAGAAACGGUUCUCAAACCUGGUGUCCGUCUACCAUUGGGACUCGAAAUUAGCUUGUCAACGUCAAGUUUUAAAGAAGAAAAUUCAUUUAAUGUGUACGCAUUAAGAGAGAGAGAGAGAGAGAGAGAGAGAGAGAGAAAGAGAGAUAUGCUGAAUUAGUAUGUUAGCUUAGAGAAUUUAUAUUAACAUCAGAAGUAGGCUAUAUAAAGUUGAAUAUACCUUAGAAGUAGAUAAGUAAAUUUCUGUAUAUAUUUAGAAGCAAACAAAAAUGCAAUAUUUUAACAGAUUGAUACAAAAUAUUUUAGCUGUUUGAAUGUUUGUUUUACGUGUGUAGGACAAAAAUGUAAUGCAAUUAUUAAUUUCAUACUUUAUAACUCAAGAAAAUAUAUUUUUCCAAGAAUGUGAACUUAAAAAGUAUUGUUUUUUUUUAAUUUAUCUCUGAUUCUGUUGAUGAUAUGGUUACAACGUAAUCCUGCAGACUCUUUUUAAAAGUGUUAUGCUGUUAAGAAUAUUUGUGAUUGGAAGCAAGUCAAUGCUAAUGUGAUUGUACUCAAAUAUCAAUUAGGGCGUUUCCACGUUGGUUUUCUCUUUUCCAAUGGAACUCAUCGUUUGACAUUGUCGCGCUGACCGCUGCUAACCAAAUGUGUGGGACCUGGCCGAGGCAGAGGUUAAGUUGUGUCUGCUUUGACGCCUGUUUUAAAUCAAUGGUCAUUUUGCUUUGUUUUGGGUCAGACCGAAACUUCAGGAAGCCGUUGGAAAGAUAUUUAUUGAAACAAAUAUUUGGGUUGCCGAGAGAAAUAUUACUGUUUCUUCUAGAACAGAGGUUCUCAAACUUUAUUGACCAGAGCUACCAUUUGCAUUGUCAAAUUUCGCCCAGGGACCCGUAGGCGAAAAAGUGAAAUAAGCUACAUAAUUGCCUAGUACCAGGUAUAUAAAUU
Molecule: messenger RNA, 2543 nt
Organism: Biomphalaria glabrata
Lineage: Eukaryota; Metazoa; Mollusca; Gastropoda; Planorbidae
Product: zinc finger protein ZFAT-like
Exons: 3
Coding region: 674-1603 (309 amino acids)
Source: RefSeq, a predicted model, not a curated record